AUGACUCGUCAUUGGGGUCACCUAUCUCCAUAUCAUCCAGCAGAUAGUUUUGGGAUUCAAGAUAUUGGAAUUCCUUCAAACUGUGAAGUGUCUCAAGUUCAUAUCUUACAUCGACAUGGUCAACGAUUUCCUACGACAGCCUUCAAUGACGGUGGAAAUACACAACGAUUUGCUUAUAAAGUUGGAAACGCUUCUAUUCAGAGAAAACUCAGCGCAACCGGUCCACUUGCUUUUCUCAAUAAAUAUCAAUAUAAAUUAGAUGGUGGAUCAUCUAGUACGAGUUAUGACCUCUUAGUCAUACCAGAAGAUGGAACAGAAAACAACACACUCGUUGCACAUGAUUCAUGUCGUAAUAGUGAUGAUGACAUUAUUAGAUGUUUUGAAGACACUACCCAAGGUGUCUUUACUAACAAUUAUCUUAAAACUGUUCUUGCAAGAUUAUCGAAUUAUCUUGAUCCUAAAUUCAACUUGACUAUCAUGGAUGUCUAUGCAAUGCAAACCAUCUGUCCUUACGAAGUAGCCUAUCAAGGAAGUUCGGACUUCUGUCGUUUAUUCACAGAACAAGAAUGGAUUGAUUUCGACUACGCUCUUUCCCUUCGAUUCUAUGGAAACCGCUCUUUUGGAAAUCCAACUGGUCGAGUACAUGAUAUCGGAUAUGUUCAAGAACUUUUGGCACGUCUUCAAAAUCAGUAUAUCUAUGUUGGUAACAUAUCCGUGAAUUCAACUCUUGAUAAUAAUCCUACUACUUUUCCAUUGGGACAACCGUUCUAUUUGGAUAUGACUCAUGACAAUAUCAUGGUUGGAGUAUUGAGUGCUCUUGGUUUGAACUACUUCAAAGGUUCUCCUACUGGCCUUCCUUACAAUAUUACACAUGCACCAAAUCCACCUGAAAAUUUUUGA
Rotaria sp. Silwood1 is the source of this 900-nucleotide messenger RNA. NCBI's taxonomy places the organism in Eukaryota, Metazoa, Rotifera, Eurotatoria, Philodinida, Philodinidae. The record is from the annotation of a GenBank genome assembly.